AUGUAUGCUGAUGAUACAAAUAUUACAGUGCGUUCAUCUAGUUUAAUUCAUGUGGAAGAGGCCUUAAAUAGUGAAUUGGAAAAUAUUCAUCACUGGCUUCUUUCAAACAAAUUAACGUUAAAUGUAGAAAAAACGGAAUAUAUGAUCAUUGGAACACGUCAAAGGUUGAAUAAUCUUUCUCAAGACAUUAAUGUUUCUAUCGAUGGCAAAGUAUUAAAAGAGGUUGAAACCAAAAAGACCUUAGGCGUAUUGGUUGACGAACAUCUGUGCUGGGAUAAGCAGAUUGACAACAUCAGUAAAAAAGCUUCAAAGGGCAUUGGCAUGUUGCGCCGUGUAAAACCCUAUGUUCCAACCAAAACUCUUCAACAUCUCUACCAAGCCCUAGUUCAACCACACUUUGAUUACUGCUCAAUG
Molecule: messenger RNA, 414 nt
Organism: Paramuricea clavata
Lineage: Eukaryota; Metazoa; Cnidaria; Anthozoa; Malacalcyonacea; Plexauridae
Source: the annotation of a GenBank genome assembly